This is a messenger RNA of Phaethon lepturus (White-tailed tropicbird), 630 nucleotides long. Its product is annotated as pyroglutamyl-peptidase 1-like protein. The coding region runs from base 1 to 630 and encodes 209 amino acids. The record is from RefSeq and is a predicted model, not a curated record. Gene Ontology annotation, biological process: proteolysis. NCBI's taxonomy places the organism in Eukaryota, Metazoa, Chordata, Aves, Phaethontiformes, Phaethontidae. Gene Ontology annotation, molecular function: pyroglutamyl-peptidase activity. The transcript is spliced from 6 exons. Gene Ontology annotation, cellular component: cytosol.
AUGGAUUCAAAUUCCAGCACUGUGGUUGUAACUGGUUUUGGUCCCUUUAGACAAUACCUGGUUAAUUCUAGCUGGGAAGCAGUGAAGGAGCUGUCCAAAAGAGGCCUUGGUAAAAACAUAGAUCUGCAUAUCAUGCAGCUGCCGGUGGUUUACCAAAAAGCAAAGGAGCAGGUUUUUGCGAUAUGGACAACUCUUCAGCCACUGCUCACUGUUCACGUUGGGCUGGCUUCAUCCGCCAAAGCAGUCAUCAUCCUUGAGCAGUGUGGGAAGAACAAAGGAUACCAAGAGAUGGAUGCUUGUGGUUUUCACCCAGAAGGUGGCUGUUGCAUGCUAGAUGGCCCGGAAAAGAUUGAAUCUACAAUUAAUAUGAAGACUCUCUGGAAAAACAUUUCACUGGAAGGGAUUGAUAUAAUCUUUUCCAGAGAUGCGGGAAGGUAUAUCUGUGAUUACACCUACUACACUUCCCUCUAUUACGGCAAUGGAAGAGCAGCUUUCAUCCAUGUGCCUCCAUUAUCCAAAUCGGUAACAGCAGGCGCUCUAGCCAAAGCACUACAGAAAAUUAUCUUAGAAAUGUUAAAACAGUGGAAAAAUAACUACGGGACAGAGGCAAGAGAAGAUAAUGGGACCUAA